AUGGCCAGCAACAUAUCCAUCGCGCGGUGUAUGCGCGCCUCCUCCUCCAUAUCACGCCUCGCCAGCAGCCUACGCGACCUUUACCUGUCGUCGGCAUCGCGCCCCACCAUCGCGGCCACGGUGCACUUCCGACCACACCCAGACGUUGGCCAGGGCCGCUCGCUCUCAUCGAGCAUGGCGCCAUCAGGCGCCCUCUCCGUUAUCACAAGACCCGUUGCCAGACCCGUGGCUGCGGCCGCGCUCCAGCAGCAGACCCGUGGGAUGAAAGUGCACAGCUCCAUCAAGAAGCGCUGCGAGCAUUGCAAGAUCGUGCGGCGGAAAAAGGGCAAGAGAGGAAAUGGUUACCGAUAUGUCAUCUGCAGCGCAAACCCCAGGCACAAACAGCGCCAAGGUUCAUAG
This is a messenger RNA of Diaporthe batatas, 399 nucleotides long. RefSeq lists its product as uncharacterized. Gene Ontology annotation, cellular component: ribosome. Gene Ontology annotation, biological process: translation. The record is from RefSeq and is a predicted model, not a curated record. The transcript is spliced from 2 exons. NCBI's taxonomy places the organism in Eukaryota, Fungi, Ascomycota, Sordariomycetes, Diaporthales, Diaporthaceae. The coding region runs from base 1 to 399 and encodes 132 amino acids. Gene Ontology annotation, molecular function: structural constituent of ribosome.